Oncorhynchus nerka (sockeye salmon) is the source of this 3771-nucleotide messenger RNA. RefSeq names its product serine/threonine-protein kinase Nek4-like. Bases 470 to 3046 code for a protein of 858 amino acids. NCBI's taxonomy places the organism in Eukaryota, Metazoa, Chordata, Actinopteri, Salmoniformes, Salmonidae. The record is from RefSeq and is a predicted model, not a curated record. The transcript is spliced from 16 exons. Gene Ontology annotation, biological process: protein phosphorylation. Gene Ontology annotation, molecular function: protein kinase activity; ATP binding.
GAAUACAGGUUGGGAUGAUUAUAAACAACACUGUUUGAAAUGAAACAUUUUCUGGAAAUCUAUGUAAUCCGUGAUGUGUGAAAGGCAGACAGACAAUAAAAAAAUAUUCAUGCAAUGUCCGGGGAACACCAUACAACAACUGCAACAACAUUUAUAACAAACAGCUCAUGCUCUUUUUCUACCCUAGAUGGGGCUAUGGGAUAAAUGGGGGCGUUUGUUUACGGGUUCGUACACCCCUCUAACCAACGUCAACUUUCAUGUGCCAGUUGCCUAGUGACGAAAAAGCCAGUGAUGAUUUCCUGUGUUUUAAAAAGCGUCUUGUAGGUAUAUUACCCUGCGCUAAAUAAGUUAGAAAUCUGAAUUUAUAGUGUGCAGAAAAUGGGAGAUAUUCACAGCCGUGUCUUCAAUUAGUUAACUAGAUUCUACCCUUUGAAUUUGGGGUAACAGUUAGACUGUACGAUUUGAAGUCAUGAAUAAUUACAUGUUUAUCAGAGUUGUUGGAAAGGGGAGCUAUGGAGAGGUGAAUCUGGUGAAACACAAAACCGACCGUAAGCAGUAUGUCAUAAAGAAGUUGAACUUGACCACGUCCUCGAAACGUGAGCGGCGAGCCGCGGAACAAGAGGCUCAGCUUCUCUCGCAACUACGACACCCAAACAUCGUGACAUACAGGGAGUCGUGGGAAGGAGAAGACUGCCAGCUCUACAUCGCCAUGGGCUUCUGCGAGGGAGGCGACCUCUACCAUAGACUCAAGCAACAGAAGGGGAAACUCCUACCUGAAAGGCAGGUGGUGGAGUGGUUCGUCCAGAUAGCUAUGGCCCUUCAGUAUCUACAUGAGAAGUGUAUCUUGCACCGGGACCUGAAGACCCAGAAUAUCUUUCUGACCAAGACUAACAUCAUCAAAGUGGGGGACCUUGGCAUCGCCCGUGUUCUGGAGAAUCAGAAUGACAUGGCCAGCACCCUCAUAGGAACACCAUACUAUAUGAGCCCGGAGCUGUUCUCCAACAAACCCUACAACCACAAGUCUGACGUGUGGGCACUGGGCUGCUGUGUGUAUGAGAUGUCCACCCUAAAACAUGCCUUCAAUGCCAAGGACAUGAACUCACUGGUGUACCGCAUUGUAGAGGGAAAGUUGCCUCAGAUGCCGAGUAAGUACGAUCCUCAGCUGGGAGAGCUGAUAAAGAGCAUGCUGUGUAAGAGACCAGAGGACAGACCUGAUGUCAAACAUAUCCUACGUCAGCCCUACAUCAAACGACAAAUCGCAAUGUUUUUAGAGGCCACCAAAGAGAAAACUGCCAAGUCCAUAAAGAAAGCUGUUGGUGGUAGUAGCAGCAGACCCACUGCAGCGUCUAUGGUUUCGUCUAAGCCCAGGCCUGAGCCCCCCCCUCAAUGUCCCCAGCCAGACCUAAACACCAAAGGGAAAAGGGAGAUGAACUCACAAAGGCGUAAUGGAUACAAUGGAAUCAUUAAAGACGCCCCACCCAAGACAUAUCUAACACCCAAAUUCCCUGCAUCAGACAUUCUCAACACCACUGGUGCAUCCUUAGCAACCAUCAGUAACAUUGACAUUGAUAUCCAGCCACAGGAAGAGGAGAGAAGGGCCCAGAGAGGGGAUCCCUCCCACCUUCGGCCUCCCCCUAGCAGGGUGCUAUCAGGUGUCAGUAGCAGGGUAGAGGAGAGGAGGACCGCCAAUGCACCUCUAAUGCAGUGUGCUUUGAAUCACAGAGACGGAGUCAGAACCUCUGUAGAGAAAACUGUGAACAUGGACGAUAAGGAUGACACAACGGAGCUACUCAAAGAUGUGGUCAUUGAGAGCCCUGCGCCUGAACAGAUCGUAAGUCUGAAUGUUUCCACCAGCUUGCCUGAAUCAAGUUCUGCAGGGGAAUUCAAAGUGGAAUACACUGGACAGACUUUUGAAGUAAAUAUUGAUAACAAAGAUGACACCAUGAAUCUUCUGAAGGAGGAUCCCACACAAAAACAUCCUGCAGAUGUCAGAGAGAGCUUGGAAUCCACAGAAAAGCUCCUAGAAACCCUUCCUCCUGUUAUAACACUGGAACCCUGUCACAUGGAGCACCUCUCUCCAGUCCCAGAGCAGGACACGCUCCCUAUGUGUACGCCUUCCUCCUCUGAGCCAUUUGUCUCCCGGCAACGCAGGCAGAAGGACAGGAGGUGGAUACAGAGUGAUCCGGACAAGUGUAAAGUGACAGGUCCUAGACCUCUACCGCCUCCUCCUGUUGAUGCAAUGGUAGUGGAGGAGAAGAAGAGGAGGGCUACCACAACAAACUCUUCCACAACCAUUAACUCCUCCAAGGACAGCAACAUUCCACUGACACAAGAGCGUCCUCUUUCAGCCAGGGAGAGGAGAAGACUGAGGCAGUCCCAGGAGAAUCCAAGCCAACCAGUAAGAAGGGCGUCGAAUGAGGUUGCCUCGUUACAUAAUAAGCAGCCAGAGUUCCAGAACCCCACUGUCAUUCUCUCUGUAUCUGACAUGGGCAAGGAAACAAACAAGCAAGACAGGUUGCUGGGGCGACCAUCUGACGACGAUGAAUACAGCUCCUCCACCAGCUCAACUGAUCACUCUGAGAGGGACUGCAAAGAGGGAAAGAGUGAAUCCAGUGAUUUGCAGGACCUGGUUCAGAGGAUGGCCCAUACAUUGCGAAUGGAUGGCAGAGAUGCUGUUAGUGAGCUGGGUGUUGGUAGAUCUGGCUCUACUCCACUGGCUGAGUUUAAGUUGAACAGGAAGUACAGGGACACACUGGUGCUGCAUGGGAAAGCUAGGGAGGAGCAGGAGUUCCACUUCAGUGAAUUACCCAACGGCACCACAUCUGGACCGGCGAAGGUCCGCAGAGCCAUUGAGCACCUGAGAACAGAUGUGGUGAAGGGACUGGGGGUGAAGCUGUUGGACAGAGUCCUGGAAAUAAUGGAGGUCGAUGACGAGGACAAACGAGAGCGGUGUCUUCGGGAGCAGAUGGGAGAGGACAAGUACCAGUCAUAUGCUCUGAUGGUGCGGCAGCUAAAGUUCUUUGAGGAUGUUUCGUUCAAGGGUUAGGUUCAGCUAAUGAACAAUGCAAUACUUUUGUAUAGACAAUCGCAUCUCCAUAUCCUAUGUAUAAGUUCAUGUAGACUAUUUUUAAACCUCACUUUAAAUAUAAAUACAUAAUCUAAUUUUCCAUAAAGGUUACAAUAUGCAAUGAGUCUUCUGUUACCAUUUUUCUACCUGUUAGGUAGAUUGAUUAUUGUAAUGAAAUAUUUAUAAUGCAAACUAGUGCAAUAAUAAAUGUACCUAUAAACACAUAGUAAAUUCUUAAUUGCCUGAUUGUAUAUAAGUUGCAGGACGUAGAAGGACUGUAUUGUAGAUAUUUCCAUCCCCUUUGUUUGACUUUAUAAAUCAUUUAAAGUUCUUUAUUUAUCCUUACAUUACAUAGAUUCUUAUAUCCACAUUAUUAAACCGUUGGGAUGAUAACAUGAGUGCAGUCUACAAAGUAUCCACAGUAGCAAAUCUGUUGAUUGUACAUUGACAUUCCACCACUGUUUGGCAUAAUACCCUGUAACAAAGGGUUCCUUUAAACAAGGAUUUAUUGUACAGACAUACGGUUAUUUUCAGUCACAAAACGUGUCUUGGGCAAACUGGUACAAACAGUCAUGAUCUACUUGUGCUUCUUCUUCUUCAGAUUCUCCUGAGGCUUUUGCAGGGUUUCUCCUGUAGUCUCUGGUAGGGCUGGCUGCCAGGAGAGGGGGUUCUGUCUGUACAUGGGCCAGGGGGGCAGGGUCAGC